This is a messenger RNA of Bactrocera neohumeralis, 1221 nucleotides long. RefSeq names its product heat shock protein 67B3 (gene Hsp67Bc). The record is from RefSeq and is a predicted model, not a curated record. The coding region runs from base 124 to 702 and encodes 192 amino acids. Lineage: Eukaryota; Metazoa; Arthropoda; Insecta; Diptera; Tephritidae. Gene Ontology annotation, molecular function: protein folding chaperone. The transcript has a single exon. Gene Ontology annotation, biological process: response to heat; protein refolding.
UGCAUUUUUCAAGUAAUUAUCGUGAAAAUUCAAAGUGUGUUGGGUGUAUUACCAUUACGCUUUAUUUUACUGAAAAAUAGUAGAAAACUAAACGGGGUACAUAUAAAUAAAAAUUUGUGAAAAAUGCCAAUUCGGAAUAUACCACCAUUUGUCUUGAGUUUGGACUCAGCUCCAUACUAUAAUCACGAUUUGUAUCCAAAUCAUAUUUAUCGACGUUUGCAUGAACGCCAACAUCAUCCAUUGGAUUUAGGUACUUUGGGUUUAAUUGCACGUUUGGGGCCGCAUGCUCAUCACCUAGUGGCUGCUAAGCACAGCACCGAAGGUAAUGUAGUUAAUCGUUAUGGAAAGAAUGGUUUCGAAGUGCACCUGGAUGUUGGUCUAUUCAAACCGGAGGAUCUAACCGUGAAAAUCGUUGAUGAUUCAUUAGUGAUUGAGGGCAAACACGAAGAACGUGAAGAUGAACAUGGUCAUAUUUCGCGUCAGUUUACACGUCGCUAUGUACUACCCAAGGGUUAUGAUGAGGAGAGCAUUGUAUCGACAUUAUCUUCGGACGGUGCGUUGACUGUGCGUGUACCAUCACCACCACCACCGCCAGAAGUAGAGAAGAAGGAGCGCAUAAUAGCUAUACAGCAGGUUGGGCCUUCCGAAAUGUUUGUAAAGACCAAAAGUCAGGAGGAAGCCGAGGCAGCCGCAACAAAAUAAGCACUGACUGCGUGUAACACCAUAAAUGUUCAUUUGCAUUUAUAUUCUUCUCGAUGUCGUAAAGGAAAAAAAUGGAAAUUUACCCAUAAUGAAUUGAAAACGUAAAGCAGUAACUUUACAUUUACAUAAUAAUACUAAUUAAUUAGAUGUACUAAAACUUUUUAAAUAUCGGCCAAUAUUUUAAAUUGUAAGCGUUUAAUUAAAUUGAAAUGACUGGUAAUUUUAAACAAUCAGUCUAAUUUACUUAUGAAUUAUGUUAAAGGAUAUUGCGAAUAUAUUUAAAAAGCAGCUUUAGAGUGAUAUCUAUGUAUAUUGCGCAAUAUCUUCAUUAUUAUAUUUAUAUAUGUAGCUAUUUACUAUUUAAGUGUAUCCUUAUCCUUUUGGAAAAUCUCAUCUUAUCAUAUUGUAUUACAAUUGAAUAAGCUUUUCUACAUUUUAUCGUAAACUUUUUAAAUAAUAAUGCAAAUAUACAUAUGAAAAAAUUAUAAAAAAAUUGAGCGGAAAUUGAUUAUAAAUAAA